Brassica napus (rape) is the source of this 908-nucleotide messenger RNA. Its product is annotated as serine/threonine-protein phosphatase 4 regulatory subunit 3-like. Bases 294 to 908 code for a protein of 204 amino acids. The transcript has 7 exons. NCBI's taxonomy places the organism in Eukaryota, Viridiplantae, Streptophyta, Magnoliopsida, Brassicales, Brassicaceae. The record is from RefSeq and is a predicted model, not a curated record. Gene Ontology annotation, molecular function: protein phosphatase activator activity. Gene Ontology annotation, biological process: protein dephosphorylation. Gene Ontology annotation, cellular component: protein phosphatase 4 complex; nucleoplasm.
UUUGUUUCCUUUUCCUCCCUUCUCUUCUGUCGCCUUUCGAAGGUUGGGGAAAGGCCUUCGCAGAAAUUAAAAAGCUAGAGAGAGAGAGAGAGAGAGAGAGAGAAUCUCAAUGUUCUUUUGAUUCUCCUUAUAGUAAAUUAGGGUUUCCUAUUUGAUUUCGCCCCCUUUCGAGAGCUCAAUCUCCCGCCUUUUAUUCGUCUCCUUCCUCCUCUUGCUCCAAAACCCUAACUUUGCUUCGCUCGCUAUUAUCAAUUCCUCGGAUCGAUUUGGUGCUGGACGUGGAGGAAUCAGUGAUGGGCGCCCCGGAUAAGCCACAAUCUAAUUCCAAUUCGAUGCAGAGAGUGAAGGUGUAUCAUUUGAAUGAAGAUGGUAAAUGGGAUGAUAGAGGAACUGGGCAUGUAAGCAUCGACUACGUGGAGCGUUCUGAAGAACUCAGUCUAUGUGUAAUCGAUGAAGAUGAUAACGAGACGUUGCUUGUGCAUCCCAUCAACACUGAGGAUAUUUACAGGAAGCAAGAAGACACAAUAAUCUCGUGGAGAGAUCCAGAGCGGUCGACAGAAUUGGCUUUGAGCUUUCAAGAGACUGCGGGUUGCUCUUAUGUAUGGGAUCAGAUCUGCACUAUGCAACGAAACUUGUAUGUCAGCUCUCUGAACAGUGAACCAUUCCCUAGCCUGAAUAGUGAGUUGAGGGAGCUUCCUGCUGUAGAGCUUACUACCCUUCCCUUAAUACUGAAGAUUGUUACAGAGAACGGCAUGUCAGAUCAGAUGCGUCUAACUGAACUUAUAUUGAAGGAUGUAAGUUAUAAAGUAUUCUUGUCCUGGCCAGUUCAAUUUAGUGUGAUAUGCUUGCAUUCUCUCUGGGAAAUCUUAUUCAUUCCAUGCUUAAUUUUUCUUUCAUGCUGUCACUAG